Molecule: messenger RNA, 749 nt
Organism: Arabidopsis thaliana (thale cress)
Lineage: Eukaryota; Viridiplantae; Streptophyta; Magnoliopsida; Brassicales; Brassicaceae
Gene: PCR11
Product: PLANT CADMIUM RESISTANCE 11
Exons: 1
Coding region: 165-647 (160 amino acids)
Cellular component (GO): membrane
Source: RefSeq, marked reviewed
ACAAAAGCAAAACUAAACGAGGCGUCCCUACGUGCUUCCUUGCAGUUUCUGACGGUUAAUUCAUGAAAAGGUACCAUAACACUACAAUAAUUAUAAAUAUGUAAUCAAAAACAGAAUCACAAGAAAAUAAACAUCGUUUCUUAAAAGUUCAAACAGAUCACACCAUGAACCUUUCCUCUAACGACCAACCAAGCCAAGGCCGUAUCAAGGCCAAGGAUUGGUCGACUGAUUUGUGUGAAUGUUGGAUGGACAUAAACUCAUGCUGCUUGACUUGUUGGUGCCCUUGUGUUGCCUUUGGACGCAUCGCGGAGGUUGUAGACAGAGGUUCCACAUCGUGUGGUGUGAGCGGAGCGAUGUACAUGAUCAUAUUCAUGUUGACCGGGUAUGGAGGAAGCAGUCUCUACUCUUGCUUUUACCGAACCAAACUUAGAGCCCAAUACAAUCUCAAGGAGAGACCUUGUUGUGACUGUUGUGUCCACUUUUGUUGCGAGCCAUGCGCUCUUUGUCAAGAGUAUAGGCAACUUCAACACAACCGCGAUUUGGACUUGGUCAUCGGGUGGCAUGGGAAUAUGGAACGACAUGCACGACUUGCUGCCUCUACACCUUCGGCUCCUCCACUUCAAGCACCCAUGUCUAGAUUGGUUUAACAAUGAGUUACAUAUAUCUCGAUAAACUAUGCAUAUCUAUUUUAGUUGUUUUGAUAUCGUACGUGAUGUAAUUUGUAUUCCUUUACAUUUGUCACUCAUCUG